Topomyia yanbarensis is the source of this 1434-nucleotide messenger RNA. RefSeq lists its product as uncharacterized. The coding region runs from base 401 to 1405 and encodes 334 amino acids. The transcript has 5 exons. Lineage: Eukaryota; Metazoa; Arthropoda; Insecta; Diptera; Culicidae. The record is from RefSeq and is a predicted model, not a curated record.
UUUGACAGUUGGCUUUUAGGCCGUAAUCAUAUGUUUGUCGAGAAUUUUCAUGCAUUUUCUAGCAUAUACUUCUAGUAAAUAUUCAAUGAGUGGAUAGACCGAAUACGUCCAAUGCACAAAAUUUGCAGCAGAAGAAACGAGAGGCAGAUCAAAAAGUAUGAUAUCGGUGAUUAAAAAAAAGUUCUGCGUAUGCCUGGUCCAGACAUUUACAGACUUUUAAAACAGUAAUAAACUGACCGAUUUUCUUCAGAAAAUAAUAGAUGUGUCCCAGCAUGCAAAGAAUUACGAAUCAAAUACCGUUCAUACUUUUACCAUUUAGAUUUUUUUUAAGAAAUUUAGAACUUAAUCUUUCACGGAAUCUUUUUGGUCUUUUUCGGAGUAACGAACCAAUGAUCUCUAAAUGCGCAGGUAUCCUUCUGUUGAUCAACAGCAUGCGGCAGCUGUUCAAAUCGUAAAAUUAUUUCCACAACUUAGUAAUACGCGAGUCACACCAACUGCUCCUGAUGAGUCAUUUUUCUUUUGGCGCAACGGAGGCAAGGAAAAGGGUGCUCAUACUGGCAUGAUAUUUCAUCGCAUCCGGAAUGUCAUCAAACAGCUACCUGCAGGAAAACAUAAAUAUAAUCGAGGAACUAUGCCUGUAGAAGAGUCCGUUUCAACUGAACUUGUAGAGCGGGCUCAAUUGCUCCGAGUAAUGCUUGCAUCGGCAUCAGUAGCAGAACAUAUUUGUGAUGAAAUGGACCGAUGCUUUCCAGUCCUCAAACUGUUAUUAAAAGAAAAGAAACCCGUUAAUGAUAUCUUGGAUAUGUUUCCACACCUGUGUUCAUAUGAAGGAUUGGUGAUUCGUCAAAUGUUUGAGAGAUUGUAUCCUAACAGAACAGAAGGUCUCAAAAUCGAGGAUGUCUUCUCUCAGUGUCUAUCUUAUUCACCGUCCAGAUUCUCUAGAGUAGAAGAUGAUCACAUUCGAGGAUGCUUGAGAAUAAUUUCUCAUAUGCCAAUUCGCGGACAAAAAAGAACGCUGGUAGGCUGUCCAACUGUAGGCGAAGAACAUUCGGCUUCAAUUUUAAUUCGUUGGAUUGGGGAGUGCUUAGAUACAUACGUGGCAUCCCCCGCAACUGAUUCCAAACUACACAUGGUGUGCGUAGCAAGCCCGAUGAAAAGAGGAAAUUAUGCCGUCAUUUGUGAGAAAAAAGUUAUAUUCGAGACUAACAAUUCUAUUCAUGCAGUGGAAAUUUUAUUCAAAUGCUACGCAGUUCUCGGAGUGGAGGUGCCACCUAAUUUUAGAAUGUUUUGGGACUUUCUGGCAUGUGCCAUAUAUAAUAUAAUUCCGCACAGUCAGAGGACAACUGUGAAUAGACUCGUCCAAACUUUUAUUGAAGUUUCCCGCGCACGUAUUGACAACAAAUAAAAGGACAACUUUUUUAUACAAUACUUACU